CCCAAUACUCAUCGGCAGAGGCACAGGCAGCCUGGUCUCCAUAGUGAGUUCCAAGAUAGCCAGAGCUACAUAGAGAGAGAGACGAAGUCUUAACUCUCCUCCCCUCAAAAAUAGUCACUGGCUGCUCUUGGAGAGGACUUGGAUUGGUUCCCAGUACCCACACAGGAGGCUCACAACAGCCUGGAACUCCAGUUCUAGGGACCUGACACCCUCUUCUAGCCUCCUCAGACACUGAAGCCAUGUGGCACACAUACUGUAUCCAGGCAAAUACUUAUACACAUAAAAUAAACAAAUCUUUUCCAAAGAUAAAAAUUUAAAACUAGUUCAUCCACUGACCAUCCCCAGACUAGUCCCCAACAUUUAGUUCUAACCCAUUUCCAAUAACUUCAGGAUGAACUGCUACAGUGUGCCCUUACAGGGGUCCCUGUCACUCAAGGAUGUGACCGUGGACUUCACCCAGGACGAGUGGCAGCAGCUGGAUCCUGCUCAGAAGGCGCUCUACAGGGAUGUGAUGUUGGAAAACUAUGGCCACCUCAUCUCCGUGGGAUUUCACAUAACAAAGCCUGAUGUGAUCCGCAGAUUGGAACAAGGAGAAGAGCUGUGGACAGAGAGAAUGUUCCCAAGUCAAAGCUAUCUAGAAGAUGAAGAUGUUUUGAUGAAGUUCAAAGACUGCCAAGACAAGCAUUCUAAAUCCAUUGUAAUCAUCAACCACAAGAAACUAAUUAAGGAGAGAACCAAUAUUUAUGGGAAAACUCUUAUGCCAGGCAAGAACCAUAUUAUUUCCAAAACACUAUUUGAAUAUAAAUCUGAUGGGAAAGUUUUGAAAAAUAUUUCAGAAUUCAUUAAUAGAGAUAUAAACCCUGUAAGAGAGAAGUUCGGUGAUAAUGGAUGGGAGAAAUCAAUCCUGAAUUCCAAACAUGAGAAAACUCAUCCUGAAACCACCCUCCAUAAACAAAUAGAAAGGGGUCUAAAGCUGGCUCAACGCCAGAAGGUGCAGAUUCCAGAACAGCCUUUUGAAUGUAACGAAUAUGACAGCUCCUUCCUUAUGAGAGGAAUGAUAUUUCCAAAUAAUAGAGCUCACAGAGGAGACGGAAACUUCAGCUACAAUAAAGACGAAAUUGCUUUUUUAGAAAAGUCAGACCUUGGUAUUCAUCCACAUAAUCUUAUGGAAAAGAAAUCCUCUACAUACAACAAAUAUGGCAAAUUCCUUUGCAGAAAGUCAGUUUUUAUUAUGCAGCCCAGAUCUCAAAUGGCGGAGAAGCCCUUCCAGUGUCCUUACUGUGGGAACAGCUUUCGCAGGAAGUCCUACCUCAUUGAGCAUCAACGGAUCCACACAGGCGAGAAGCCCUAUGUUUGUAGCCAGUGUGGAAAAGCCUUCCGUCAGAAGACAGCCCUGACUCUCCAUGAAAAAACACAUGUAGAGGGGAAACCUUAUCUUUGUAUGGACUGUGGGAAGUCCUUCCGCCAGAAGGCAACCCUCACUAGACAUCACAAAACACACACGGGGGAGAAAGCCUAUGAGUGCACGCAGUGUGGAAGUGCCUUUAGAAAAAAGUCCUACCUCGUGGACCAUCAGAGAACUCACACAGGGGAGAAACCGUAUCAGUGCACUGAGUGUGGCAAGGCGUUUAUCCAGAAGACAACCCUCACUGUCCACCAGAGGACUCACACAGGAGAAAAGCCCUACAUUUGUACUGACUGUGGGAAGUCCUUCUGCCAGAAAACAACUCUUACCCUCCACCAGAGAAUCCACACAGGCGAGAAACCCUACAUCUGUAAUGACUGUGGAAAGUCCUUCCGCCAGAAGGCAAUUCUCACUGUUCACUACAGGAUACAUACAGGAGAAAAGUCCAACGGCUGUCCCCAGUGUGGGAAAGCCUUUAGUAGGAAAUCAAACCUCAUUCGCCAUCAGAAAACUCACACAGGAGAAAAACCCUAUGAAUGUAAAGAGUGUGGAAAAUUCUUCAGUUGCAAGUCAAACCUCAUUGCCCACCAGAAAACUCACAGGGCAGAAAACGUGAGAAUUCAGUGAAUGGUGUGAUUUUACUUUUUUAUUUAUUUGUGUUUUAGGUUUUUGAGACAGAGUCUCACUAGGUAGCCUUGGCUGGCCUGGAACUUGGUACACAGACCAGAAUCAGAAAGCCACCUGCUUCUGCCUCCUGAGUACUGGGAUUAAAGGCGUGCAUCACCAAGCCCUGCGGAUUAUUUUGUAGUACUGAGUGCUUUCAGGUUCUCUUCCUUACAUUUACUACUUGUUAACCUAUCACACACACAAAUGCUAUUGGAUAAAUUAAAUGACAAUAAAAUAAAAACGCAAGCUUCAUUUUUUUAUGACUGGACUCAGCAGACUAAACUGACCUCUGAUGAAUUGCUAUAACCAUUCAAAGUUGCUUAUUUUCAGUCUCAUGAGGUACAUAUAUUUCUUGUAAAUCAGUAAUAAAUCAUUGGCCAAAUGCAACUUGUUUGUAUGAAAUAAAAAUUGUUACCUCCUCAGUGUUAACCACAGUUCUGACUUCUAACGUUGUAAAUUGGCUUUUACACACUAUAAACCUUUUUAUGAAGUUGAAUUGUUUACCAUAUGUUCUUUCAUUCACAGCUUGUUUCACUGUCUGAGUCCAGUUAUGAAUGCAUGUGCAGAAGUUCAUUUAUUUUUAUUCUGAAUAGAAUACCAUUACAUAAGCAUAUCACUUUUACCCAUUCUCCUAUUGAUGGACUUUUACAGUGUUUGCUGCUUAGGGUCAUAAUAAAAAUGUACCUGUAUGCA
Peromyscus eremicus (cactus mouse) is the source of this 2764-nucleotide messenger RNA. It is a transcript of the gene Znf382, whose product is annotated as zinc finger protein 382. The record is from RefSeq and is a predicted model, not a curated record. Gene Ontology annotation, biological process: regulation of transcription by RNA polymerase II. NCBI's taxonomy places the organism in Eukaryota, Metazoa, Chordata, Mammalia, Rodentia, Cricetidae. Gene Ontology annotation, molecular function: RNA polymerase II cis-regulatory region sequence-specific DNA binding; DNA-binding transcription factor activity, RNA polymerase II-specific. Bases 392 to 2032 code for a protein of 546 amino acids. The transcript is spliced from 3 exons.